Molecule: messenger RNA, 1521 nt
Organism: Yamadazyma tenuis ATCC 10573
Lineage: Eukaryota; Fungi; Ascomycota; Pichiomycetes; Serinales; Debaryomycetaceae
Gene: VPS4
Product: AAA family ATPase
Biological process (GO): vacuole organization; endosomal transport
Molecular function (GO): ATP binding; ATP hydrolysis activity
Source: RefSeq, a predicted model, not a curated record
AAUUCUCGCGAGACAAUUAUCAUCGAUACUCCUAUCUCCAUUAAAUUAACACCCGUGCACCCACACAACAUAGCCGUGCAAUAUUCUACGGACAGAAACACCACACCAUAAGCACAACCAUCAUAUUUCUCACCGUUCAAAUCCAUUAUGUCUGGAGGAUCUGAUUUCCUUUCCAAGGGGAUAGACCUCGUUCAAAAGGCUAUCGAUGCUGAUACCGCCACACGGUACGAAGAAGCCUACAAAUUGUACUACAACGGCUUGGAUUACCUUAUGCUUGCCAUCAAGUACGAAAAAAACCAAAAGUCCAAGGAAUUGAUUCGGUCCAAGUUUACUGAGUAUCUCACCCGAGCUGAACAGCUCAAAGACCAUUUGGAAAAACAGCUGCUGAAGUCCAACUCGGCCGAAAACUCCUCCACCAAUGGGUCCACCAAGGCCCGGAAACCAGGCGAAACUAGUGGUGAUGACGACGACGCCGAUACCAAGAAACUCAGAGGUGCUCUUGCUGGGGCUAUUCUCUCUGAGAAACCAGACGUUAAGUGGAGCGAUAUUGCCGGGUUGGAAAGCGCCAAAGAAGCGUUGAAAGAAGCAGUGAUCUUGCCCGUCAAGUUCCCCCAGUUGUUUAAAGGCAACCGGAAACCCACCUCGGGUAUUCUCCUUUACGGGCCUCCAGGUACUGGAAAAUCGUACCUCGCGAAAGCGGUAGCCACCGAAGCCAAUUCGACUUUUUUCUCUGUGUCAUCCUCGGACUUGGUUUCCAAGUGGAUGGGAGAGUCUGAGCGGUUGGUGAAGCAGUUAUUCACCAUGGCCCGUGAAAGCAAGCCGUCGAUCAUCUUUAUUGAUGAGGUGGAUGCCUUGUGUGGGCCUCGAGGUGAGGGAGAAAGUGAGGCUCUGAGAAGAAUUAAAACCGAGCUCUUGGUGCAAAUGAACGGGGUGGGUAACGAUUCCAGUGGCGUGUUGGUGUUGGGGGCCACGAACAUCCCAUGGCAAUUGGAUGCAGCUAUUAGACGGAGAUUUGAAAAGAGAAUCUAUAUUCCUUUACCUGAUGAAGAUGCCCGAACCCGGAUGUUCGAACUCAACGUGGGGGACGUGCCGUGUGAGUGUAACGCCCAGGAUCUUCGGGCAUUGGCAUCCAUGACCGACGGCUACUCGGGUCAUGAUAUUGCGGUGGUGGUGAGAGACGCAUUGAUGCAGCCCAUCCGGAAGAUUCAGCAGGCCACCCAUUUCAAGCCGGUGCAAGACCAAGAUGGCAAUAGGAAACUCACUCCAUGUUCGCCUGGAGACGAGGGGGCGGUUGAAACCAACUGGAUGGACAUUGGCACCGACGAGUUGCAGGAGCCGGACUUGACGAUAAAAGACUUUAUCAAGUCCAUCAAGAGCAACAGGCCUACUGUGAAUGCCUCGGACAUCGAGAACCACAUCAAGUUCACCGACGACUUUGGACAGGAGGGAAAUUGAUGGCUCCGGUAGUCCAGUUACAGUUACAGUCUUAAUAUCAUUUUCUAUUAUACACUAAUCAUUCGU